CUAUCUAAGGCCUUUUCCCAUUACCUACUUAUUCUGAUUCUAUACCAUUUUACCUGCUUAUGUUUUGUUUUAGGUGAAGAAUGUCAGAAAAUAUGGAGUAAUAUACGUAAUAAUUUUAGGAAAGCUCUGAAUAACAGAAAAACAAAGAGUGGUGACCCGUACACAAAGCGACGCCCUAUCAAGUUUGAAAAAGAGCUGGAGUUUUUGAAAAAAAUCAUUCAGCACAGAAAACAAACCUCGAAUUUGGACUCCUCUUCAGAGGAUACGCAGACUUCUUUUGCAGAAUCCGCUGUCGUUGAUAGCGAUGAACGUUCAGUUUCGCGAAUGACCAAUGAUUCACACCAUUCCUCAAUAAUACCAGAACCUACAACAACUGCUGAAAUACUAAAUAAAUAUAUUGAAUCGAAAAAGGAGGUGGACGCCAUUGAUUCGUUCUUUCAAACAAUGGCUGCCACAGUAAAAAAGCUACCAAAAAGAGAGCAGGUCCGAAUAAAGAGACAAAUAUUUAAUAUGGUAACUGACGCCGAAUUAAACUACAUAGAGGGAACUCCAGCUCCAACAUCUGAAGAUGUCUCUACCAAUUUGCAACAUCAACGACCAUGCCGUACCGCUUUUACUUCAAGAUCUGGCUGUGGAACCGCGGCAGGCUUGGGCUAUGAAGCUGUAUCAGGAUCUGGCUAUGAAACCACCUCAAGAUCUGGCUAUGAAACCACCUCAAGAUCUGGCUAUGAAGCAGCUUCGGGGUCUGACUUUGGAACCGCCUCAGGCUCCGGUUAUGAAGCAGCUUCGGGGUCUGGCUUUGGAACUGCCUCAGGCUCUGGUUAUGAAGCAGCUUCGGGGUCUGGCUUUGGAACCGCCUUAGGUUCUGGCUAUGAACCUGCUUCACGGUCUGGUUAUGAAACCGCCUCGGGCCCUGGCUAUGAAGCUGCUUCAGGGUCUGGCUACAAAACUGCAGUUUCUGAAUACGAAACUAAUCUAAACUAGUAGGUACUCUAAAUUAAGUAAAAAGAAAUAAAGAUCCAGGAAUUAUCAGUGAGAAGAUUUAUCAGUGCAAAAACAUAAAAAUCGUUAUUAUGUGUCUACAAUUCAUGAUUGUAUUUGGCAAAAAAAAUUGUUUUUUUAAUUAAAUAAAAGAAGAAAAUAUU
Spodoptera frugiperda (fall armyworm) is the source of this 1145-nucleotide messenger RNA. RefSeq lists its product as uncharacterized. The transcript has a single exon. NCBI's taxonomy places the organism in Eukaryota, Metazoa, Arthropoda, Insecta, Lepidoptera, Noctuidae. The annotation marks the transcript as partial. Gene Ontology annotation, molecular function: DNA binding. The record is from RefSeq and is a predicted model, not a curated record.